GUCGACUUCGAUUCGAAGACUCGAUGCUUCGCUGCCGGAGCCGGGCUUUCAGAUGGAGGCGGCGCAGGCGGCGCAGGCGGCGCGGCGCAGUGCCAGUCUGGUGGACGCUACGCGAGCAGGUAUCGGAACAAUACCCGCGCCUGCUGCCAGCGUCCUGACAUUGCCGCUGUCCAGUCGGCGGCACCCGGCGGCACAGGCAGUCCCACAAACAGUCCCGGCACAGGUGCUUGGUACUGUCGCGGCUCCGAGGCCUGCCAGCUCCAGCUUGAGGCUUCCGGUCUACACUGGUGGGCCUGGUGUGCCUCCUAUGGCCAUGCCUAUCAACGGUGGUUUCUCGGGAGGUCCUUUAGCUCAGAUACAAACCAUGCCAGUGACUUUUCCAGGCCGGCGGUUUACCUGA
Molecule: messenger RNA, 400 nt
Organism: Symbiodinium necroappetens
Lineage: Eukaryota; Dinophyceae; Suessiales; Symbiodiniaceae
Source: the annotation of a GenBank genome assembly